UGUACGUGACGGCACGAGAAAUUACGAGAUAUGGGGCGAAUAUGGCGGAUAGAAGUUCAACGCAUGAGAUUACUCACUACAUAAAUGUUGAAAAUGCAAAGAUUGUAGCCUUUUUGAUGGUUGUUGGAUUUGUUAUGUACCAUAGCAUAAUCCACCUAAAAUAUGGAAAUGAUUCAUGUAAAUGGCUUCUUAGUGAUGGACGUUUCCCAGGUUACAAUACUUGGCAACCGUAUGGAUGUAUGACCCACAAAUACACCAAAUCAGAUGCCCGAAUGUGUAUGCAUUAUAUAUCGUAUUGGGGAGGAAGGAACCACAUUGUUUUUUUAGGAGAUUCUCGUAUUAGACAAUUGUACUUCCAUUUUAUUAAUCUGAUCAGUAAUGAUGAAGUCAAAAAGUUCAAGGCACACAGAGAUGUCCAUUUUCAAGAUAAUAAGAUCAAUGCAAGAGUGGAUUUUUUAUGGCACCCAAUGGUUAAUAUAUCUAUGUAUAAUGUAUAUAAGAACUGGUUGAUUAGUGAACCCAGUGCCAGACCUAAUCUAGUUAUAACAAGUAGUGCUACAUGGAGUAUAAAAUUAAGUAAUGGAAGUAAAGAAGCAUUGAAAAAUUUUGAAGUAAAUUUAACAUAUAUCUUACCAUUUGUCAAUAAAUUGAAAGAUUCAACAAAGAUUUUGUGGCUUUUGCAAGAUCCUGUAGUAGAAGAAAAACUGAAUGCUAACAGAUCAGCAAUAACUAAUGAACAGAUAGAUUAUUAUAAUAAAGUCUCUCUAGAUAUACUAGAGAAUAGUGCUGCCACACUAUGGAGUUCAUCGCGGUUAGUAGCUCAAGGCAUGAGGAAAGAAUCACCAGAUGGAUUACAUAUUUCAAAGUCAGCCUUGGAACUGGAUAUACAGUUAUUAGUAAAUAUGUAUUGUAAUAAUGAUAUGAAUCAUAAUGAUGGUACAUGUUGUAAUACACCUGAAGCUACAACGCCGCUACAGAUUGUUACAGCUUCUGUUUUUCUAGUAUGUAUUGUAUCCGCUAUAGCGUUAUAUAUCUACAAGCGUAGACUACGAAGAAAUGGUUUAAAAAACAGGACAGCAGCAGAAAAUGGUCAGAGAAAUGGUCAAGCCACAGAUUUAAAAGAAAACACAACAGAAUCGGCAACAGAAGUCAUGUCAUCACUUGCUAAAUUAGGAAUCAUUAUGUUCUAUUUUUAUCUUUGUGACAGAACCAACUUUUUCAUGAAAGAGAACAAAUACUACACCCACGUCAACUUUUUCUUGCCGUUUGCAUAUGUUAUGAUUUUAGGAUUUUUCUUCACCGAAAACACAGAACGGACUGCUUUAUUACAUCGAGAUCAAACAGAUGAAUGGAAAGGUUGGAUGCAAUUAGUUAUAUUAAUAUACCAUUUAACUGGAGCUAGUAAGAUCUUGCCUAUCUACAUGCACAUCCGUGUUUUAGUUUCAUCUUAUUUAUUUUUAACUGGAUUCGGCCAUUUUACAUAUUUUUGGAAUAAAGGAGAAUAUGGUCUGUUCAGAUUUUGUCAGCAUGGGUGUUGGAAAAUAUCACAUUAUUGGCAAAACAGAAAUAACAGCUUUCAUCGUAUGCUUGAAGUUUUAUUCCGGUUGAAUUUGUUAGUGGUAUUAUUAUGUUUUGUUAUGAACCGACCAUAUCAAUUCUACUAUUUCGUUCCACUUGUUUCAUAUUGGUUUGUUAUUAUGUAUGUUACAAUGGCAAUUUGGCCACACCUAACCAAAGCUUCAGCAGAAGCAAAUUCCUUUCAUUAUUUAUAUAUGAUCAUCAAAUUUAUCAUCUUAAUUACCUGUAUAUCUUUAUUUUAUUUAUCUGAGGUGUUCUUUGAGAAAGUAUUUUUAACUCGUCCCUUUAAAGCUUUAUUUGUCACAUCAGAUGAUUCUAUCCAUGAAUGGAGAUUUAGAUGGCAGUUAGAUAGAUAUAGUGUGGUGUACGGUAUGUUAUUUGCAUUUGGUUAUCAGAUGUUAUUGAAGUAUAAAAUAGUCAGUGAUAACCUAACUACAGAUUUAUUCUCUAAACCUCUGUCAUAUAUUGUAACUGGUACAGGUUUAGUUGGUCUACUGGGGUAUACCAUAUUUGCUUGUUUCUGUAGAAAUAAACCAGAGUGUAAUGAGUUUCACUCUUAUCUAACUUUUAUACCUAUUGUAUCAUAUAUAUUUUUACGUAAUGUACCUGGUUGGUUAAGAACACGAUAUAGUUCAUUCUUUGCUUGGUUUGGCAGAAUUUCUUUAGAAUUAUUCAUCACCCAGUAUCACAUAUGGUUAGCAGCUGACACACAUGGUGUUCUUGUCUUAAUACCCAGUUAUCCAGUCCUAAAUGUUAUUAUUACUUCUUUCAUAUUUAUUUGCAUAAGCCACGAGAUUUCAAGAGUGACAGGAGUGUUGGUGAAAUAUGCUGUGCCGUCAGAUUGGAAAUCUUUGUUAAGAAACAUUAUUUUAUUUACUGCUAUUUUGUUACCAGUGGGUAUUGUAAAUGGUAUGUUUUAUUAAAUUCUUUGAAAAAGAGUUUCCCCAUCAACAAAUGUUAUGCCAAAAGGGCUUAAUGUCGGUCUUUUUGUAGAAUGGUGAGAUUGAAGAAGAGUUUGUUAAAAUCAUUGUGAUAUUUCUCUUUUAGCAGGGUUCUUUUAACACUUUUCCUGUAUGUGAAAACUCUCUUUUGCCAAACAUUCUAAGUAAUGUGAAAUAUGGCAUAAUUCUUUGAAGUCGGUUUUCAGAUCAUAUUAACUGACCAAACAAAUUGUUUGUUGAAGACAUACAAGUUUGUGUUUUGUUGAAGGAUUAGAAAAAAAAUAUAUAUAUUUUCUUUUAACACAUCACCGGAUACAAAACAAUCAUUUGGUUGUGAAAUUGACAAAUACUGAAUCCUUAAAGCCACGUUUCAUAUAAUUUUCCAAUGGGUUUAGUAUAGCGGGUAAUGAAUCUCUAAAAUGGUAGCGAUCAAAAACUUCAGCUAAAUGUCAGGGUCAUUAUAUCUUUAUUCUGAACUUGACAGAAAGUACGUAUUUUGUAAUGAGAAAAAUCAAAACUAUGGUAAUAGAUCAAAGCAGUAAUAGAAGUGGUGAUGUUGUGGCGAUACUUUAUAAUUAUAUGUUUUAAAGGAAAAUAGAAAUAUUGUGCCAAAGAUAAAUUAAAAUCUAAAUCUAAAACUAAAUUAAGAAUAAUUUAGUAUGUGUUGGAACAAGUUUAGAUUGUGUUACACUAUACAUACUAUAUAUAUUUAUCAUAAUAAAGAAUAAUGCAAUUUGAAAUAUACUGUAAAUAACUUGGUAUAUUAUAUAUUAUUAUUAAUACUAAUGGAUGUUAAACGGAAUUAAACCCCAUUUCAUUACCUCUCGUAUAUUUCAUGUAAGCAUGGGUUAACCUAUAGGGAAAUAGUAUUUAUGAUUGCUGGGAAGUUGCUUCCUACCGUAGAACUUGAAAUCAUCAAGACUUGUGACAACAAAAAAAUAAAAGAUUCAACUUCUGAUUGAAUGAGAAAAGUGUGCAUCAUGAAUAUGUCAACAUAAUGUCAAUUACAAAUGUUUUUGUUUAUGCUAGGUUCUCACUGUCGUGCAAUGCGUUACAAUAGGAGUGUCCCUAUUGAGUCCAAGCACUGAUACUUGCAGGUACAUUCGGAUAAAUCAACACGAUUGCUAUGACUGAACUCAAUAUAUGAUAGGAUCACCACAAUUACUCCUGGAUUAAAACCAUGAUUUCAAUCGCAGCAUGAAUAAUGGUUGUGGGAACCUAGCAUGAGAUAUAAAUAAGUUUAUGGUUGAACUUGAACAGAUAACCUAAUGCUAUACUGGAGGGAACAUACCUUAAAAAGAAUACCUGCGUUAAGACUUUUAACUUAAGUCAAAGAUCCCUUCCAAUAAACAGACAUUUUGUAUUACAAAUUCCUAUCGUACUGUGUUUAUUUCAUUGAGUAGAAAAUUAAAACAGUGUAUAAUAGUCAGGUCAAGUUCUUUAUAUUCUGAUGAUUAUUUGAGAUCUUGUUUUGAUGUCUCCAGAUGGUUUAGUCAGGAAAAAAAAUAAAGUGUUUGAGCUUCGUAUGCUUUCUCAAAAUUUAGAGAGGAGAUGCUGAUGCUGAACAUUUAUUCUAUAUUUAUCAAAACUAAACAUGUGAUUUUUAGCUUUUUUAAUUUAUUUAUCAGUUCCAUUUUGUUUGAGCAAUGCAACAAAACCAAGCUUAAAGCCUAGUAACAUGUUCUUAAGAUAAUGGUACCUGAGAAUGCCUCUCAAACAAUUGCUGCAUUACAUAACUCUGAUCAUAUUAUGACAACAGAAGACUUGUGUUACAAAAUUUAAAUUUGGAAAUUUAAAAAAAUUUCUUGGAGUGAAGAUAAAUGCUGAUUUAGCAAAUUAAAUAUUUCCUGUGUUGUGUGUAAUCCAUAGUGGCUCUAACAGUAGGCUGUUGGCUCACUAACAAGAAAUUCCUGGGUUCAGUCCAAUGGUGGCUGAGAAAGUUUUUCUGGAUCUUGGCAGUGGUGCAGGUUAGAGGCCCUGACAAGUAGGACAUUAAACACUAUUACAUUUCACCUCUGUUGUGUGUGGAUUUUGUUUUGGAUGUGAUAUACCUCCAUGCUGGCAACUGCUAUUUAAGUACAAGUUUGGGUUGUGCCAUGUAACAUGGGUUUUUGAGGCAUUCUAUAUACAUGUACAGCAAUCUUUAGACUGUAAACCUGUACAUAUUGUAUAUACAUGUAUAUUUAUAUAUAUAUAUAUAUAGAGAGAGAGUAAAUAUAAUUAUAAUUUCAUUUUUGAUUAUUGACUGUAAAUUGUUUCAAAUCAGCUUCUUAUAAUGAUAAUGGUUGACAGCAAUCAAGAGAUUUACCUAUAGUGUAUUAUAAUUGUAUAUAAUGUGAAGUGCCCGUGUUUUAUAGCCAUUGAAUUUUUACACUUGAUUAUUUACUGUUUCUGUGUUCUUUUUAUCUUUAAAUCCUUGCUCAAAUGUUGACUACUCAGUCUUGGAAACUUUCUCUGGUUUUAUUAAAUUCAUAAGAUCUGCAAUGGUAAAAUGGUUAUGACGCUUGCUUUAUGUCAUGUUUUCUUCAGGACAAUGCCAGCUGAACUAUUAGGGCUUUUGUUCCCUUUGACAUUGUAAUUUUACAAUACAUUGAAAGGAUGAUUAUUUUAAAAUCGUUAUUAGAUUGUAUGGGUAAUUAGCAGAAUGACAUUUAAGUGGGUAAUAUAAGGGAGAAAGUUUCUGAUCUGGUGUUAUGAUUGUAAACAGCUACUUGUAUAAGUGUAUUAUUUAAGUUAAAUAAGAUUGAUAUAAGAAUGUUUGUUAAAGUUAUCUUUAACUUGAAGAAAUUAAAAAAAAAUCAAUUUA
This is a messenger RNA of Patella vulgata (common limpet), 5325 nucleotides long. Its product is annotated as N-acetylneuraminate 9-O-acetyltransferase. NCBI's taxonomy places the organism in Eukaryota, Metazoa, Mollusca, Gastropoda, Patellidae. Bases 42 to 2501 code for a protein of 819 amino acids. The record is from RefSeq and is a predicted model, not a curated record. The transcript has 22 exons.